UGUCCUAUUGGGGAGGUUUUCCUUGACUUUCUGUUUUGUAGCCAAAACAGGAAGGGAGAGGAAUUUUUUUUUCAAAUGUGAGGGAAUUCAUGGGCUACUAAAACGAAUUCCCCAAAUGGAAGGUUUCCUCUCUGUUCCUGCUAUGGUGACAACCUAAAAUUUGGGAUUUUCUUUCACUCUCAAUGCAGGGGAGGACUGACAACUCAUGGGGCCCCCGGGCAAUAGGGGAUCAUGGGGCCCCUGCGUCCUAGCCCACACUCAAACCAUACCCAAAAAAGCCUAUGAAAGGAACCAGGGGCAUCUCAUGGGGCCCCCUACUGACCCCGGGCCCUCGGGCAGUGGCCAAGUUCCCAAAUGGUCAGUCCACCCCUGAUUAUAC
Messenger RNA from Staurois parvus, 379 nucleotides. NCBI's taxonomy places the organism in Eukaryota, Metazoa, Chordata, Amphibia, Anura, Ranidae. The record is from the annotation of a GenBank genome assembly.